Lates calcarifer (barramundi perch) is the source of this 1462-nucleotide messenger RNA. Its product is annotated as C-reactive protein. Bases 45 to 788 code for a protein of 247 amino acids. The record is from RefSeq and is a predicted model, not a curated record. The transcript has 5 exons. NCBI's taxonomy places the organism in Eukaryota, Metazoa, Chordata, Actinopteri, Centropomidae.
UAUUUGCAAAUCGAUGGAACUCAAAGCCUAAACAAACAGGGACAAUGACCACAAGGUACAAAAUUCACAGUCUUAUUCACCAUCACAAACAUUAUCCUGCCACAGGACUCAAGAUGGCGCCAUUUCUCCUACUGGUGAUGGUGACAGUAUGUGCUGCUGUUCCUCAAGAUCUGUCAGGUAAAGUGUUCACCUUCCCACAAGAAACCAACACAGCUUAUGUGAGGCUGACUACAUCAAGACAGGAUUUCAGUGCUGUAACCGUCUGUCACAGGUCCUUUACAGACCUCAAAAGAGACCAUGCCCUUUUCUCUUUGGCCACACCCUCUCAUCAAAACGACAUUAUGAUAUACUGGGAAGAAACUAAUAAGCAAAUGCAGCCACAUAUCAGGAAUGCAAAGGUAGGAUAUGGUGGAUGGGACUACAAGCCAUACACAUGGCACUCUGUUUGUACCACAUGGGACUCUGCAUCUGGACUGGUGCAGCUGUGGUUUGAUGGACAACCUUCAACUCGGAGAUUCAUCAGCUCUGGAUCAAACAUUGGAGGAUCUCCUAUAAUUAUUUUAGGACAGGACCAAGAUACCCAUGGAGGUGGAUUUGACAGCAAACAGUCUUUCAUUGGCAUGAUGACUGAUGUCCACAUGUGGGACUAUGUCCUUUCUCCCUGUGAGAUCCACAACUAUGUGGAUGAACUAAACUUCAGUCCAGGGAAUGUGCUCAACUGGAGAGCACUGGACUUCCAGAUUACAGAAAGAGUGCUGGUAGAAGAGAAACAAAAAAUCUGUUAUUAAAAUCUAGAAAAAAGAAGAUCAAUGUCCUGUAAAUUCAAAAUAGAAAAAUUAAAAGCUGAAUAAAAAUAGAGUUAAAUUUGAUAAUUUGACAAAUUUUUGAUUUGUCUACGCUUUUCUUUUUACUUUUGUUGUUUAUGAGAUCAUUGCAAUUAUUUUUUUCUUAAAACUUUUCCAGCGAGUGUUAUACUCUCUAACCUUAUGGCCACAUGUUGCCCAGAAUUAGCUUAUUAUCCUCACUUGUAUUCAUAAUGUUAACAGACAUUAAUCCAGUCAAAGCAAAUGUUGCUAAGUGAAUUCAUCAUUUGUCAUUGCAAAGAAGUUUGUGAAACUGAAACAGGCUGAAGAUGAAAAAAAAGUUAAGAAUUAUUACACCAGUGUUGUUUGUAACGUUUCCAAAGAUAUUACUUUAUAGAUAUCACAAAUUCUGUAAUCUUUAUAACUUUCUACUUAAAGCCUCCUUUGGGAAUUAUAUAAUUGUUAAAUUCCUGUUUCCAGCGAUGUAAGCUCAGGUGUGUCUUUGCUCCCAUCUGUAGCAGAGAGGCUGUGACUGUGGGAUGCAAUUUGGGGAGGAGCGUGUUGCUCACUGCUUUUACUUUUGCUUGUUACCCCGCUGCUUACUUAAUUUCCCUGAGGGAGUCAUCCCAAGGGAUCAAUAAAGUCUAGUCUAAGUCUAA